UUUUUUCUUUAUACGUAAAUACAGUAAAUAUUUGUCAAAUUGGAAAAAAAUAAAAUUUUUUUUACAGCUCAGACCAUAAGCAAAAGUCGAUAAAUUACAUUAUUUUAGAAACAAUAUAUCUUGGAAAAAUGAAUACGAUGCAUUGAUCGGAAGAUUGAAGAAAAUUAUACAAUUUCAGCACUAAGUAGAAAAAAAAAAAACUAAAUAAGAUAACAAUAGUGGCAAAUUUGGAGAAAAGUUUAUUUUAAAAAAAUGUCGUUUGUACGCACGGCAACUUCUGGUGUUGGUGGUAAUGGGGAAUCUGUGCAAAAAUUUGUGGAAGCUUUGCAAGCCGAUUUUAAAAUACUUGCUUUAGAGACCAAAAAGAAAUAUCCACAAAUUAAAGAGUCCUGCGAAGAGGCCAUAUCCAAGCUGACAGCAGCCGGCAAUAAUCCACAGCAAUCUGUUUAUUAUACGGUGAAUCAAAUUUUGUAUCCUUUGGUCCAAGGUUGUGAAACGAAAGAUUUAAAAAUUAUUAGAUUCUGUUUGGGUAUGAUGCAACGUUUAAUUACCCAGCAAGUGGUCGACCAGAAGGGAGCCCGCUACAUAACUGAUGCUUUAUGGAUGCUCAUGGAACAUAAUAUUGAGGAAGUGAAAGUGUUACAAACUGUUACUCUUUUAUUAACCACAAACACCGUGGUACAUGGAGAAACUUUGGCGAAAUCUUUGGUGCUUUGUUUUCGUUUACAUUAUACAAAAGACCCGACUAUAGUGAACACAGCGGGGGCAACGAUCCGACAGUUGGUUUCUUUAGUUUUCGAGCGUGUUUAUUUAGAAAAAGAAUCUUUAACAAAUUUACAACAGAAAGAUGUAGGCGGAAAUGCUAUGGAUUCUAUCGAUGUCAGUGAGAGCAGUGUGGGCAGUGGCAGCACGGGCGGACCCAAUGAAAUGCAAACAUUUGCAUCCGAUGCAUUCUUCCUCUUUCAAGAUCUUGUCCAAUUAGUAAAUGCUGAUCCGCCGUAUUGGUUGUCAGGUAUGACUGAAAUGACUCGCACUUUUGGUUUAGAAUUGCUUGAAGCUGUACUUACAAACUUCAGUGCUGUUUUCCACGAAAAUCGCGAUUUCCGUUUGUUACUCAAAGAACGUGUUUGUGCUUUGGUUAUUAAGCUAUUUUCUCCGAAUGUGAAACAUCGGAGUUUGCCCACACAGAAUAGCAAUGGAAGUGUAAAUAAUAUGCCCAAUGAUAAGCCUUAUUUUCCGAUCAGUAUGCGUUUGUUGCGCUUAGUUGCCAUACUCAUACAAAAAUAUCACACAAUUUUGGUAACCGAGUGUGAGAUAUUUCUGUCAUUGAUUAUAAAAUUUUUGGACUCCGAUAAGCCGCAUUGGCAACGUGCCUUAGCUUUAGAAGUUAUUCAUAAAUUGGCUACGAAACCUAUGCUAAUGGCAUUUUUCUGCAAAUCGUAUGAUUGUAAAAAUCACGCUACCAAUAUUGUGCAAGAUAUGAUUACAUCGUUGGGGACUUAUGUACGUUAUUCAUUGAUUAAUGCAUCAGCACUACUGAAUGGCCAACAAAAUGGUACUUCACAAAUGAAUUCGUUAUCCGCUCACAACGCUAACAAUCAUUGUGGUUUUGUUUUUCGUGGAGUAUUUCUGCCUUUGGUUGCAUCAUUUGAUCCUGGCUCAGUUAAAGCCACUUACUUGGAAAUGCUGGAGAAAAAUGCGGCUCCUGAUAUACCGGAAAGUUAUGGCAUUUCUUUGGCUUAUGCCAUACUUCUGGACAUAACACGUUCAAUUGGUAGUGUCAUACAAAGGACACCUGAAAUGCAUCCAACGCAUAAUUCAGCCAUAAUAACUGAAGAGGAACACAAGCCUCUAUGUUUGCAAUUAAUUAAUUCUAGUUGGUCAGGCUUGUUGUCAGCUUUUGUGCCUCUGGUAGAUGCUUCUAUCGAUGAAAUCUCCACCGACCAUAUACUGAAGGCCAUGCAAAAUUAUGCCGCUUUAUGUGGGAUAUUGGAUUUGCUGAAUCCUCGAGAUGCUUUCAUAAUGGCCAUUUGUCGUGCAUCUUUCCCACCGCAUUAUGCCAUGUCAAUUUUUGCCAACAAUCCUCAUUUAGAUGUAGAUUUGAGAUGCCAUACUCGCUCCAGCAGUCAAGAUUUAAACAAUCAAUUUAUGAGUACUUGCACAGAUGUGGGUGAUUUUCGCCAGCAAAUUGUGGCCGUUGGUACACCUUUGCCUAGUGCGUCUCUACCGCAUAGUGUUAUGCAGGCGCCAGUCAUGUUAACCACUAAAAAUUUGCAGUGUAUGCGUGCUAUUUUAGUGUUGGCUCAUAGCAAUGGCAGUAUUCUGGGUACCUCAUGGCACAUUGUUUUGCAAACCUUACAGCAUCUUGUUUGGAUAUUGGGCUUAAAGCCAUCUACUGGCGGCAGUCUACAGGCUUUUCCUAAACCAGCGGUAGAGGCUAACGUUGGUAUACAGACCGCAGUUAUGGCAGAUUUGCCGGUACUUUCGACAAUGCUAAGUCAGCUCUUUGAAUCCAGCCAAUAUCUGGACGACGUAGCUUUGCAUCAUUUAAUAGAUGCUUUAUGCAAAUUAUCGCAUGAGGCUAUGGAACUGGCUUACGCUAACAGAGAGCCAUCGUUGUUUGCCGUCGCCAAACUUUUAGAGACGGGUUUAGUAAAUAUGCCCAGAAUAGAAGUUCUAUGGCGUCCUUUAACUAACCAUUUACUGGAAGUUUGUCAACAUCGCCAUAUACGAAUGAGGGAAUGGGGUGUUGAAGCCAUUACAUAUUUAGUUAAAUCAGCUUUACAAUAUAAACAUAGUCAACCCUUGAAAGAAAAUAUGACUUUACAAACAAUGCUUUUGAAUCCACUAUCUGAGCUGUCCACAGUUAUGCAUGCCGACGUUCGUCAAAGGCAACUGGAUUGUGUUUUGCAAAUAUUGAACGGAGCCGGUGAGAUUUUAUCAUUUGGUUGGCCAGCAAUUAUCGAAAUUAUCGGAGCCGUUAAUGAGCAUCACGGUGAACCUUUGAUACGUACAGCUUUUCAAUGCCUUCAGCUGGUGAUUACAGACUUUUUAACCGUAAUGCCUUGGCGUUGUCUGCCUUUAUGUAUUAGCACUGCAGCGAAAUUUGGUUCACAAACACAAGAAUUGAAUAUAUCGUUAACAGCUAUAGGUUUAAUGUGGAAUAUUUCGGAUUUCUUUAAUCAAAAUCAAGAUAAAUUAAUGGCUACCCCAGUCGAUGACGCUAGUAUAUUGCCCGAUUUUCCUGGUACCGUUAAAAUGCCACAGUUUGAUAAAUUGUGGAUGUGUUUGUAUGCUAAACUAGGGGAAUUAUGUGUUGAUUCUCGACCGGCUGUACGGAAAUCGGCAGGUCAAACUUUAUUUUCAACAAUUUCGGCUCAUGGCAGUUUAUUAAACCCGCCUACUUGGCAAGCCUUAGUUUGGCAAGUUUUGUUUCCUUUAUUGGAUAAUGUAAGGGCCCUGUCCAGUUCGGCAAGCAACGAAAAAGUUGACGCCAGUGGCAAUAUACUAAUACAUCACUCGCGUAAUACUGCUCAAAAACAAUGGGCCGAAACUCAAGUUUUAACUUUAUCGGGUGUAUGCAGAGUUUUUAACACUAAACGUGACUUGAUACAAAUGUUAGGUGAUUUCGAUCGGGCCUGGUCUCUAAUUUUAGAAUUCAUACAAAAUGCUGCUUUAAGUAAAAAUGGUGAAGUCUCCUUGGCUGCCUUAAAAUCUUUACAAGAAAUUAUGUAUCAUAAUUCGGAGAGCAAUUGCUUAUCAAAAGUAGAAACGAACACUGCUAGUCGGGCAACAUCAAAAGACGACGAAAUUUGGAAUAUCGCCUGGAAGAUUUGGUUAAAUAUUGGGAUGGAGAGUACUAAAAUGUCAACGAAAAUUCAGGACACACAACAAGAUGAGUUUUAUAUACCCAGUCAGGCGUUUCUUACAGCAUUGAUACAAAUAUUUCCCGCCAUUUUUCAACAUAUACAAAAAAGAUUUAAGUCUUCCGACUUUGAAAAGUUCUGUAACGUGCUAACUAACGCUGUAUGUAUACCAGUGCAAACCGAGGCAGUUCCUUAUAUAAUGUCAUCUGUAUCCGAUUCCCUAUUGACACCCUUACAUGACAGUAUUUUAGAAUGCAUGGAAUUGAUUCAAAAAGAGGCUACCAAAGAUGGAUGCAAUCUAAGUCAGUUAAUACCGGCUAUUUUCCGUCAACUUUUAAUAUUUAGUAAGUUUGCUUGUACACCGCCUUCGCUGCAAGUUAGUGAGCAACACAAAUACGGCAAGACAACGAAUCAUUACGGUAACAAUGCCACAGUGGAAGUAGUUAGCAUGAAUUAUAUACCUUUUGGGGAGAAAGCCAUAACAAUUUGCGUAAAAUUGUAUCAGUGUACGGCCACCGAGGAGCCAGUAAUGCAGGAACAUAUAUUACAUGAGAUAAUUAAGGCUCUUCGUACGCCUUUGGCAAUGAAAUAUAAAUGUUUGGCUUCGAGUACUUGGAAAUUGUCGAUAUCUAGUUUAAUUACAGUUUUAUAUACUGGACUUAAAGUAGCUCGAGCGAAACCACAAUACUUCAAUAGUAUGUGGGACGAUUUGGCCGAUACUUUGGAUAAAUUUUUAUUUCCCGUUAGCGUUUGUACGAUAGAAGAUCGUGGCUUAGAGGAAAUUGUUUUAGAUGAAACGAUCGAUUGUCAGGUUAUUGAAUUAUUGCGAGAUGAGGUGUUGCCUUAUGCCCAUGAAAUGCCUCAUCAAUUUAUUAUGCAAAUUGUAGUUUUACUUAAUAAAGGUUCCAUACAUUCCGCUUCUGAUUCGAAUAUCUGUUACGAAUCCGAUUGGAAAUUACGUGAAAUAUUUGCCAAAACUUGUUUCGAGACCCUUUUGCAAUUCUCACUUUUGGAUGAUAAUUGCAAUGGCAAUAAUAAUCGCUUAACAAAUGCCAGUGGCAGUGCAACUUCAGCGACGGCUAAUAUAUUAAACGCUAACAUAGCAGCCGCUGUAUCAACUGGGAUAAACGGUGGUGCGGGAGGAAAAGAUUUUGCAGGUCGCUUAGCUGUUACCGCUCUAUUACAUCGCUUUCAAGAGGUUUUAAAACGUUUCAACGACGAUGAACGCCAAAGUGGGAAAUGUCCUUUGCCAAGAUUUAGAUUAUCAGAAAUUUCAUUUGUCUUAAAAGCUAUCGCUACUUUGGUAAUAUCUAUGAAAAAAGCACCCGCAUCCAAAGUUAAUAAGCCAGCCUGGGAUCAAUUGAUCGGUCUCUAUCCAUAUUUGGUGGAUUGCACUACAACCACAUCGCCUGAAGUGUCACGUUCCCUACAAGAAGCUCUACUGCAAUAUACGGAUUUAUUACAACCGCCAAAAUGCUUUGUCUCCAAUGUAGAUGCGGAAAGUUUUACUGCAAAGCCCAUUUCUACGUCUACAACGCAACAGACGAAUGGACAGGAGUAAAUUUUCUAAUUUCAAGAAAACGCUAUAUAGCUGAUCGCAGUCACAAUAUUUAGAGCAUGAAAAUUCAAAAAUUGAAAUUAAAAAGAAAAAAAAUAAAAUAAAAUAAUAGGCAAACUCGUGGCAGAUAAGUAGGCAAAUAACUAAAGAAAAAAAAUGAAUAUAUAUAUAUUUUUUUUUUUAUUCAAUUUAAUCAAACAUUAAUAAACGAAACAUGAUAUGAAGCAAUCGAACAUUAUUCCAUAACGAAAUAUACAUAUACAUACAUAUAUACAUGCAUACUGAUAUACACUUUUAUUAAACUUUAACAGAAGGAAAACAAGACAACGGAACAAGGAAACUGAAAUACAAUUAAUACAAUUAAUACUAACAAUGAUUUACAUAGAAAACAUAUAUUUUUAAAAUUUUAUCACAUUGACUCAAAACGAAGAAAAUACAAACCAUCGGUAAAAAGCGGAACUAUGAAGCAAGUGGCAAAUAAACGAAAUGCAUUUUACUAAAGAAUAUACGUAUACACUCCUCUUGAUUGCCCCUUGUUUAUGAUUUUAUGCCUUAUUUUAAGUUUUUAUAAGAAAAAAAAUGGUUUUUGUUGCUAUACAUGCGU
Molecule: messenger RNA, 6028 nt
Organism: Glossina fuscipes
Lineage: Eukaryota; Metazoa; Arthropoda; Insecta; Diptera; Glossinidae
Gene: mon2
Product: protein MON2 homolog
Exons: 21
Coding region: 253-5427 (1724 amino acids)
Source: RefSeq, a predicted model, not a curated record